Molecule: messenger RNA, 2046 nt
Organism: Arvicola amphibius (Eurasian water vole)
Lineage: Eukaryota; Metazoa; Chordata; Mammalia; Rodentia; Cricetidae
Product: junctophilin-3-like
Biological process (GO): regulation of synaptic plasticity
Cellular component (GO): plasma membrane; endoplasmic reticulum membrane; junctional membrane complex
Source: RefSeq, a predicted model, not a curated record
AUGCUUUCUAGCUCAUCAGCUUGGGAGAUAUGGGUAAGCUUUGCUGACCCAGAGCAGGAGAGCUGUGGACAGGCCUCCCGGGGAGCUCUUGUCCUGCUGGACACAGCACCAGCCUUGGUGUCCCUGAUGCACCUUAACUUGGAGAUCAUACUUACAGAAAUUUAUCCCAAAGGCAGAUUUGUGUUACAAAAGUCAAACACACAGGUCACUGUUGGGCCACUGUGCCAGGCUUCUGCUAGUCUUUCACUUACAGGGCAGGCCCUGUUCUGUGCCCAGGCCCUAGCACCUGCCUGUGUCCAGCAUCUAUGUCCAGCAAUGGACAAAUUGGUCCAGUGGAUGCUCCCAUGGGGAACUGGUGCCUCUGAUGACAGCAGAGAUAUUUUUGUGCUCUGUGCCUCCCCCAUUGUACCCCAGCCUACCUCACCUCAAACAGAUGCUGCCAACACCAGCCCCUCCCUGUGCCCCGACUCCUUGAUUUCUCCAGAAAGGCCUAAAAGGAAGCAGGUCAGCUGUUGCCAGGAGCUGAUGCUGGGUGUGUGUGGUUACAUGGGGGGGCAUCAAGAGAAGGUGAAACUGGACUGUGGGAAAGACUGCACACCCCAGAAUGAAGGAAGAAGAGCCAGAGCCCCGACAGGUACAAACCUCCCUGAGAUCCAGUGGAGUCUGGGGACCAUAUCUAGAGGGACCCCAGCAUCUGUUGCCAUUGCUGAGGAUGACCCGAGGGCACAUGAGUGCCUGAGUAUGGACAGGGUGGCCCUGUGGGACUCAGCAGAGCAUAGCAGAGCUGGAGGAGUAGAUAUAGGUCCUGGUCCUCCACCCACAGUGUCCUGUGUCCUCUUUGCCACAACAGGAAUAUUCCCAUCCCUGAACCCUGGAGCAGGAGGGAACGGUUCAUGUCGCAUGGACUCCCUGGUGACCUGUCACCACUUCCACCCUGAGACAGGGAUUGCCCAGCUUAGCUUUCCACAGACCUUCUACUCCUGGGCCAAGGCUGAGACAGCACUCACAGCCGCUCAAAAAGCCCAGGAGGAAGCACGGAUUGCCAGGAUCAGUGCCAAAGAGUUCCCACCUUCCUUCCAGCACAGGGAAAAUGGGCUUGAGUACCAAAGGCCAAGGCACCAGAUGUCCUGCGAUGACAUCGAGGUGCUCUCCACCGGGACACCCCUGCAGCAGGAGAGCCCUGAGCUGUACCACAAGAGCACUACCCCUUCUGACCUGACCCUCGACAACAGCCCCUUGUAGAGCUUUCCCAUCAGCCCCAUGGCCACCCCUCCGCUACCUCCUGCCUCCAGGAACAAGAUGGCCCACUUCUCCAGGCAGGUCUCCGUAGAUGAGCGAAGCGGGGACAUCCAGAUGCUCCUUGAGGGCCGCGGAGGGGACUGCAACAGCUGGGGUGAGGAGAAGGCUGGGGCCUCAAGGGGUGUCCACAGUGGUGCCCUGCGCAGCGGCCAGCCCACUGAGGACUUCCACACCCAGGGCUCGGGCCACAAGCAGCCUGAAAAACCCAAGCCCCGGGAGCGGCGGACGGAGUCCCCCACCACUUUGUCGUGGACUUCUCACCACUGGGCAGGCAAUCCCUGUUCUGAGGUCCCCAAACUGUCAGAGCCAGAUGAGGAGCCGCUGUGCAACUACAAGCUGAAGAUGAAGCCCUUGCUAAGGAUGGGCGCCUGUCCACAGGACACGCACUCCCAGAGAUGGCGUCAUGGUGGGGGUGCUGGGGGCGACCGGCGCUCCGAGGACCAGGGCUUUGGGCUGCAGAAACUGAGGUCUAAGUCUCAAAAUAGGGAGAACCUCACGGCCUAGUGGGCAGAACCCACAGUGCAGAAACUAGAGAGUCUGCGGCUGGGGGACCAGCCCAAGUCCUGUCUGCUGCGUUGGGACUUGACCUUCUCCCCACCCCUGAAGUCCCUGCCUGUUACACUCGAGUCUGAUGAGGAGACAGGGGACGAGCUCAAGUCCAGUACUGGCUCAGCUCCCAUCUUGGUCAUCAUGGUAAUCCUGCUCAACAUUGGAGUCGCCAUUUUGUUUAUCAAUUUUUUCAUCUGA